UCUACACGCGCAUGCGUCGUUGUCGACGGCGACGGCGGCCAUCAUGGCGGUGUGUGGCGCGGCGGCUGCAGCAGGAGGCGGCGGAGGGCGCUGGUAUUUCAGCCGAGAGCAGCUAGCGCGCAGCCCUUCCCGGCGCGCGGGGCUCGAUCCAGACAAGGAGCUGUCGUACCGGCAGCAGGCAGCCAACCUGCUUCAGGAUAUGGGCCAGCGCCUGACUGUUUCCCAACUGACUAUCAAUACAGCUAUUGUCUACAUGCAUCGGUUCUACAUGGUUCAAUCUUUUACUCAAUUUCAUCGAAAUUCUGUAGCGCCAGCUGCCCUUUUCCUGGCAGCCAAGGUGGAGGAGCAACCUCGAAAACUGGAGCAUGUCAUCAAGGUCGCUCAUGCCUGUCUACAUCCUCAAGAGGCUCUUCCAGAUACCAGGAGUGAGGCUUACCUGCAACAAGCCCAAGACCUGGUCAUUCUAGAGAGCAUAAUACUGCAGACCCUGGGGUUUGAGAUCACCAUAGAUCAUCCUCACACUCAUGUGGUGAAAUGCACACAGCUAGUGCGAGCCAGCAAGGAUCUGGCACAGACAUCCUACUUUAUGGCUACCAACAGCCUUCACCUAACCACCUUCAGCCUGCAGUACACCCCUCCCGUUGUGGCCUGCGUCUGCAUCCACUUGGCCUGUAAGUGGUCCAACUGGGAGAUCCCAGUCUCCAUGGACGGGAAGCACUGGUGGGAGUACGUUGAUGGCACUGUAACUCUGGAACUCUUGGAUGAACUUACUCAUGAAUUCCUGCAGAUCCUUGAGAAAACUCCUAACCGGCUGAAACGAAUCAGGAAUUGGCGGGCCUGCCAGGCAGCCAGGAAAUCAAAGACUGAUGAUCAAGGUGAUGAUGAUUGCCUCUCAGAACAGACCAUUCUCAGCAUGAUCUCCAGAAGCUCCUCUGACACAACCAUUGCAGGUCUGAUGAGCAUGUCUACUUCCUCAACUGCUGGAGGCCUUGCUUCGCUUUCAGCUGCAGCAGGCGACUCUCCAGGGGACCUUGGCACAGAUGUGAUGUCAGCAGACAGCUGGAUGGCUCCACACCCGUCACAUAAAUUGGAGGUCAGCCAUAGGGCCAGUGAAAUGUCUACCAGCACAGAUCAUCCACAUCUCGAUAACAGUAGUGCCCUCUCUAAGCAGAGCAUUAAAAGUGCACCAUUGGCAAAAGUAUCAUUAAAGGAGUAUCGUGCCAAACAUGCUGAAGAACUAGCUGCACAGAAACGUGAGCUGGAAAACAUGGAGGCAAAUGUACGUUCUCAAUACGCCUAUGCUGCUCAGAACCUGCUUGUGCAACAGCAGCGGGAACGGAUGUGCCAGCAAGAGAAUAACCCAUCUCCCAUCAUUCUGAAAAUCCCAUUGGGUGGCAACUCUGAUGGUUCUGACCGGCUCCCAACUGAAAAGCCUGAUAAGACCUCAUCUGCCCUUAAAGUUCGGCUGACUGCACCAGGGGACAAACCUGCUGUCUCUUCCUCCAAACCGGAGGAAAUAAAAAUGCGCAUCAAGGUGCCGACUCUGUCAGAACGGCCGGGCUCUUCUGAUGAAAGUAGCGGCAAGAGCCGAGGAGAGCACAAGGAAAAACAUAAGGUCCAUUCUUCUAACCACCACCACAACCACCAUUCUCACAAACAUUCACAUGCGCAACCUGUUGCCAGCACCAAGCGGCCAGUGGACUCCAAGCAUGGCAACCAAAGUGGCAUUGCAUCCCAUAAAGGAUUUGUCCCAAUUUGUUCCUUCCGCAAGAGACCACUUUCUGAGGAGGCCUCAGCUGUGGCACAUGAACAUCAGCCGAAAAUCAGCAAGAAUUCAAAAGGGCCCCCCAUGCCGUUUCCCUUUCCCCAGCACCCUGGGCAUAGCUUGGAUGCAGCUGGUCUCCCUUUUGUCCAGGGCAGCAAAACCAGAGGGGGUCCUGGCAAACUGGACAAGAGCACUGCCGGAGCCAAUGGGCAUAACAUGAACCAGGCCAUUGAUUACCAGGAUACAGUGAACAUGCUGCACUCCUUGCUCAGCGCACAGGGGAUGCAACCCACCCCCUCCACCUUUGACUUGUUACAUUCAUAUGGCGAGUACUUUGAACCCCAGGGCUGCUGCAAGUGUGGAUAUAAACCACGGCCGCCCCCUCUACCUUCAGAACCUCCCCCUCCCCUGCCGCCUCUCCCCAAGUGAUUCCCGUUUUUAACUACUGAGGUUGGGCUGCCCUCUGAUGAGGGCAUGUUGCUCGUAGUGAUCUCCACUGCCUGUGUGAAUGCCCGAACCCCUUUUUAAAACUAUUUUAUUAUUGGUAGAGAAUGUGGAGCCCUUGAAGCUGUGAAAAGAUGCACCCAUCUUUCUCCAUGUGCUUCCCCCACCCCCUCCAGUCCUCCUGGAAAGAAAUGGGGAUGUUUCCUGUCAGACUGAUUUGAAGGUCAUGAACCAACAGGAGAUGGCAUAGGGCUAUUUAAAAUUGUUGCAGUCUUUCUCCUAAAAGACAUUUAAAAUAAUUUAAAAUAAGUUAUAUAUGUUCUUAG
Lacerta agilis (Sand lizard) is the source of this 2535-nucleotide messenger RNA. It is a transcript of the gene CCNT1, whose product is annotated as cyclin T1. The record is from RefSeq and is a predicted model, not a curated record. Gene Ontology annotation, biological process: regulation of transcription by RNA polymerase II; positive regulation of DNA-templated transcription, elongation. Gene Ontology annotation, cellular component: cyclin/CDK positive transcription elongation factor complex; nucleus. NCBI's taxonomy places the organism in Eukaryota, Metazoa, Chordata, Lepidosauria, Squamata, Lacertidae. Gene Ontology annotation, molecular function: cyclin-dependent protein serine/threonine kinase activator activity.